AGAAAACAGAAAAACAUAAAAAUUAAAAAAUGAGGUGACUGAGGUUGCUUGUUGCUGACACAGUUGCAGAGUAACAACAUAAGAUGGCAGUGUUGUCUCAUGUUUGCAGUUGCAUCUCACACUCCACUCUCUUCACUUCAACUGCACCUUCUUCAUCUCUAUCUGUUUCACCAACCACUUUCCUUCAAUUGUCUUCGUUCUCCACCGAGUCAACGUGGAACAACAUUCGUAGAACAAACCUUUGUUCCAACGUUAAUUCUCUUCGUUAUUCUGGGAAGACCCUUUUGCGGCAUAGGCAUAAAUAUUACAACCCUUGUUCUUCAAUGGCUUCAUCGUUGGAUGAGAGUGGUAAACGAUCCAAGAGAGUUUGGAUAUGGACCAGCAACAAGCAGGUCAUGACUGCAGCAGUAGAGAGAGGAUGGAACACUUUCGUUUUCCCAUCACACCAUCGACAACUUGCUCAUGAUUGGUCUUCCAUUGCGGUAAUAUGCCCUCUUUUUGUUAAUGAGGGAGAGGUUUUGGAUGGACAGAAUAAAAGGGUAGCCACAAUUUUUGACGUUUCAACCCCGGAGGAACUAGAGGAACUUAGACCAGAGAAUGAGCAGGCAGAGAAUAUUGUAGUUAAUUUACUAGAUUGGCAGGUAAUACCUGCUGAAAAUAUAAUAGCUGCAUUUCAAAGAAGCCAAAAUACUGUGUUUGCCAUCUCUAAUAAUACAUCUGAAGCUCAGGUGUUUCUUGAGGCACUUGAACAUGGUUUAGAUGGCAUAAUUAUGAAAGUUGAAGAUGUUGAACCUGUUCUCGAGCUAAAGGAAUAUUUCGACAGAAGAAUGGAAGAAAGCAAUCUACUGAGCUUGACCAAAGCCACUGUAACACAUAUUCAAGCAGCUGGAAUGGGUGAUCGCGUUUGUGUAGAUCUCUGCAGUCUCAUGAGACCUGGUGAAGGACUUCUUGUUGGAUCUUUUGCCAGAGGAUUAUUUCUUGUUCACUCGGAAUGCUUGGAGUCAAAUUACAUUGCAAGCAGGCCGUUUCGGGUGAAUGCAGGACCAGUGCAUGCCUAUGUUGCUGUUCCAGGAGGCAGAACAUGCUACCUGUCAGAAUUAAAAUCAGGAAAAGAAGUGAUUAUAGUUGAUCAUCAGGGUCGGCAACGAAUUGCAAUUGUUGGGCGUGUAAAGAUAGAAAGUAGACCACUAAUCCUUGUGGAGGCAAAGAUAGAAUCAGAUAAUCAAUCUAUCAGCAUCCUUUUACAGAAUGCUGAAACAGUUGCCUUGGUUUGUACACCACAAGGAAAUACACUGUUAAAAACAUCCAUUCCUGUGACCUCACUAAAAGUUGGAGAUGAAAUUCUGUUGAGAGUACAAGGAGGUGCUCGGCAUACAGGAAUAGAGAUUCAAGAAUUUAUAGUUGAGAAAUGAACUAGUAAUAAAUAAUGUAUUCAAGUUGUAAUAUUCAUUCAUUCAAUUUGUAAACUUAUUUUCUCCUUGCAGCUAUGAUGGUAGGAUAGAUUAUGAUCUGGCCAGAGACAUUGAAAAGGGCCAGCUAUGUUUUGUUCUACACAAUGGCAUUGAAGCUGUUGAGGGUUUGCACGGGAUACAUCUAAACUAAACAUGUUGCAGAAAUUUUCUCCAUAAUUUAUAGCAACUCCAAUUGAACAUUUUGUGUCAGC
Glycine soja is the source of this 1663-nucleotide messenger RNA. RefSeq names its product 3-dehydroquinate synthase homolog. NCBI's taxonomy places the organism in Eukaryota, Viridiplantae, Streptophyta, Magnoliopsida, Fabales, Fabaceae. Gene Ontology annotation, molecular function: oxidoreductase activity; 3-dehydroquinate synthase activity. Bases 84 to 1412 code for a protein of 442 amino acids. The record is from RefSeq and is a predicted model, not a curated record. Gene Ontology annotation, biological process: aromatic amino acid biosynthetic process. The transcript is spliced from 9 exons.